This is a messenger RNA of Neurospora hispaniola, 3300 nucleotides long. RefSeq lists its product as uncharacterized. The record is from RefSeq and is a predicted model, not a curated record. The transcript has 2 exons. The coding region runs from base 1 to 3300 and encodes 1099 amino acids. Lineage: Eukaryota; Fungi; Ascomycota; Sordariomycetes; Sordariales; Sordariaceae.
AUGACAUCGUCCAGUUUGGGGGGCCAGGGCCUUGCCCCUGGGGCUGCUUCCACAUUUCACUUCACAGUGGACUCGUUCAGCUUCCAACCCACAGGACGCACACAAUUGCGCAGAAGUGGAAGAGGAACCGGCACCAACAAGGGCACGGACAGCGCCGGAACUCGAACUCCAGGGGGCAACAAGCACAAUUCAGGUUCCGCCGUCAUCACCUCCAAUUCCAACACCAACCAGCUGCCUGGGCCUGGAUCCAACCUUGACACCUACAACACCGGCACAACAACUGCCAGUACCACGGCUUGCCUAGCAACCAGCAACGGCAUUGCCGUACAGACUGCUGAUGACCAUCAUACGCACCGUCAAAACCACAACUCAUCCAAACUUCCCGCUUUUCGCUUCGCCGACCUGAAAAAGGACGCAUCACUUUUCCCCCCUUCGCUGCAGCCCAUCCACAUCCCACCUUCACCUAAUAAUAAAUCUAGACGGGCCUCUGUCUCGUCGACAGCUGGAGUCCCUGCGCAAUUACCCUUUGACCUACAGCUAGGCGCACCUGCCAGUCCACCACAAUUUAACCAACAAAAGCAACCCCAGCCGACUAGCCUGUUCCAUCACAAUUUCGUCAAACGCCCGCAGCUGUCUGCUGAAGAAGAAGAACGAUCCGCAGAAACACCGCCAAGACAAGCCCACAAGCGAUUACAAGACUCUGCUGCCAUUCGAGCCUCGACGUUCCAGCCCUUUUCGCCAACAGCACAAGACUCGUCUAUUGGCUCAAAGCGCCCAGCCUCUUCCGUCUGCGAUAGCCAUAGUGCCGCCAGGGGCCCGUAUGUGUCGAGAUACCGGCCUGCAUCUAUCGUAACGCCCAUUGGGAAACGUCGCCAAACGACGUCGAUCGGACUUUUACCUUUCAUCGAUACUGCGCAGGGCCCACGCGAACCGGUACCGCCCGCGACCAUCAAGUUGAGCAAGGUUAAUGAGAAGAGGAGAUCCCGUCCGCCAGCCUCUUCCAAACCCGCCAUUGUCCCGAGUGCCUCCGGUCGCGACUCCGGAGGGCAAGCAAGCACUUCCCCGACCCGGUCGUUACGCUCUUCGACAUCUCGCGAUAACCUGUUCUUCGACUCCGACUACGAUCCCGGGCGCACUGUGGGCGAUACAAACGAGGGGGACAUGUCGAACUCAACCCAGAGAGACCGCGCAUUGAGGGCCCUGGAGGGCAAACGGGAUGACGACAUGUCGCGAAUGACACCACCAGAUUCAGCUACUGCAGCUUCCGACAAUGAAAAUACGGCCGAGAUCUUCAUGAAUAUUGCCCGCGAGGAUCCAGCACCUCGGCCGGCGCAAACCCGGACCGAGGAUCAGAGCGCAAUUUCACGCAUAAACCGGAAUUCCUCCCAUCGUCGACCACUGUCUACAGCGAUACCAUCAUAUCAGACAUCAUCACCGCCCCAGGUAGCCAACCGCCGACUUUCUGAUUCCCGCGACACAACAUCGUCCCGAAGCCGGCUGCUUUCAGACCCACAAGCAGCCCGAGAACCGAAUCUUCGAGGUAUCCCGAGAGAUCGCCUCAUCACCAACACAGCUCAGGAGGACCUCGGUCGCUCCCAGUCUGUCCGAACGUCCCUCAGACAAGCCCCGCCAACCCCCCGGCAGAUAGCGUUUCAGGAUGCUUAUGAGGCGGGCGCCGGACUUACACGAAGAUCGUCAAUUGCUGACAUCUCAUCUGUGGGGAGGAAUUCGCAAUUUCGGAACUCGAAUCUUGCCGUUGGCGGCAGGAUUUACAACUCGUCUCCAUUGGUCCCCCGAGCUCCUGAGCCACAAAGACCGGAAACCAGUCAGAACGCGGAGACCAAUCAAAGCGCAGAAGGGACGGAUUCUUCGACAUCGACGGCGGACCCCUCCACGGUUUGGGAUGAGCUGGACGACUUGAAGUCUCGCAUUCACAGGUUGGAGCGAACGGGGAAGAAGCCACCGGCGGGGGCAGGAAAUUCCAGGAGCUCAGAGGAGCGUCCACCUACAGCGACGACCAAUGCUACAACCAUGUCCGCGUCGCCGAAGCGUGGAUCGGGAGGGACUACUGUUAACCACGGAGAGACGGCUAGUAAUGCGUCAUCACGGGAAACACAACCCAUUCUCCUCUCAGCCCUGUUGAAGACAAAGGGUCUGAUCAGCGCUGAAGUUUUCAAUGCCAUUGAGUCGGCAGCAAACGACGCCUUGGCUUUGACUUCCAUGAUUGGUGCUGCCGGGCAGCCGGGGCCGAUAUCGAGCGGCGCGAGUGUUGUUGGGGGCUAUGGUAGUGGUGUCACGGAUCGGCAGCUCCGAAGGAAAGCGGAUAGCAUCUGCAGGAGCUUGACUGAGCUGUGUAUCGCAUUGACGGAUGAAGCUAAUCAGUCCAAACCAGCUCAGUCCGCAGCUCCCAACCGCGAGACUGAAAAGGUCAUAACACCAACAACGGCGGCCAAGUUCACAGGCAUCACAGGCCGGCGACGAUCGAGUAUUAUGGUAGAGACAGCAUUGCCACAACCGAGCGUCACUAGUCCUAGGGCUCCAACGACAAUGGAACAGCGAAGGAUAUCACUUUUGGCUGCGAGUGCUCUGCCGAGUCCCAGGACUUCAGCCGUGCCAGCUACCCCAGUUGACUUUGGUACACCCGGGCGAAAGUCGUCCUUGCUAUUGGCUCGGAACCGUCGGGUUGCGGUAGAGGAACCGGAGGAGCAAGUCAAUGGCAGGAGGUCGUCGUUGCUUUUGAGGAGCCGGAGAGUAGGACAAGAGGAACAAGAUGAGAUGCCUGCCGAGGGCCGCAAGACAUCUUUGCUGCUGCGUUCCCGAAAAGUCUUUAAUGAAGAGGACGAGGACCGGUAUCGCACCCCGUCCAGGGCCAUAACAGAGGUCAAUGGAUUGCGAGGUACUCCACGCGAACUCACCAGUCAAGCUUCGUCUCCUCCCGACAACACUCCGCUUGGCUCUUCGGCUUUGCCCCGCAGGCGCAUGGUCCCUACCUCGAUAAGUUCGAGGCUGAGCGCUCCCACUGCUCCUGUAAUACAACCUUUGGCCAGCCGUCGAUACCUCGACAGAACAGCAGGUGGAGAGCGGGAGACCAUUGUGGCCAGCAGCUACGCGGAAAGGCUUGCGGAGGAGAGGGCGCAGCGCCAGCUGUCGCUGGGCCAUACGGUGAUGCUCAAUCGGACGGGUAGUAUCAGCCGACGGACGCGUGACUCGGGAAUACCCAGUAUUUCCACGUCGAAUUUGCAACAUCAACAACAACAGCAGCAGCAAGCCAGCGCGCAGCAGGUUGGCGGAUACAGAUGA